This is a messenger RNA of Leishmania braziliensis MHOM/BR/75/M2904, 2784 nucleotides long. RefSeq names its product putative FtsJ cell division protein. Gene Ontology annotation, biological process: maturation of 5.8S rRNA from tricistronic rRNA transcript (SSU-rRNA, 5.8S rRNA, LSU-rRNA); rRNA methylation; maturation of LSU-rRNA from tricistronic rRNA transcript (SSU-rRNA, 5.8S rRNA, LSU-rRNA). Bases 1 to 2784 code for a protein of 927 amino acids. The transcript has a single exon. Gene Ontology annotation, cellular component: nucleus; preribosome, large subunit precursor; nucleolus. NCBI's taxonomy places the organism in Eukaryota, Euglenozoa, Kinetoplastea, Trypanosomatida, Trypanosomatidae. The record is from RefSeq and is a predicted model, not a curated record. Gene Ontology annotation, molecular function: rRNA (guanine) methyltransferase activity; rRNA (uridine-2'-O-ribose)-methyltransferase activity.
AUGGGCGUCAAGUCCAAGAAGAAGGCUAAGACCCGGCUGGACGCGUACUACCGUCUGGCCAAGGAUCAGGGGUACCGCGCCCGCUCUGCCUACAAGCUGAUCCAGCUGAACCGCAAGUAUGACUUCCUCGCCAAAUCACGCGUCCUCGUCGACCUCUGCGCAGCGCCUGGUGGUUGGUGCCAGGUGGCGGCGCAGCACAUGCCGAUAGGCUCUAAGAUCGUCGGCGUCGAUCUUGUACCUAUCGCGCCGAUCCGCGGCGUCAAGACCUUCGUUGGCGACAUCGUGGAUGAUAAGACGCGCAAGAUGAUCGUCACGUACCUGAAGAAGGAGCCGGUCGACUGUGUCAUUCACGAUGGUGCGCCAAACGUCGGUGGUGUCUGGUCGCGCGAUCUUUUCGACCAAAACGCGCUCGUACUGGCGUCGGCCAAGAUGGCGUGCUCUAUGCUGAAGGCAAGCGGCUGGUUUGUUACGAAGGUCUUCCGCUCGCCGGACUUCCACAACCUCCUCUGGGUGUUCAAGCAGCUCUUCGAUAAGGUCGAGGCGACGAAGCCGCAGGCGUCUCGUAUGGAGUCUGCCGAGAUCUUCGUUGUCUGUGCCGGUUUUAAAGCCCCCAAGAACAUCGACCCCGCCUUCUUCAACCCGCAGAAGGUCUUUGCUGAGGUCGGCGAGGAGAAGAUUGUCUCCGCCUCCGGCCUGCUUGUCACCCCUAAGUCCGAUGUGCCGAUAGGGUACGACGAAUUCGCGACUGUCUCACACCGUGUCGCGUCCUUCUCCGACUUCCUCCGCGCCGAUGACCCCAAGGGGUUUCUCAAGAUACACCAUGAGCUGCGCUUUAGCGACGAUGUGGACAAGGCGUACCUGAAAUCGAAGAGCUCCAAGAAGGAGCUGGUGUACCUCUGUGGUGAUCUUCAGCAGGUGGGUGAGGCCGACCUCCGGCGCAUGCUGCGGUGGCGUGAGCAGCUGCUGCGCGAGCAAGCUCGCCACAUCCAGGCCGACGCGGUGGGCACUGAAGAGGACGGCGACGCGGACAGCAUGGUCGGCGGGACCGGCAGCGACGGCUGCGACGACGGCGACGAUGAAGAUGACGGCCAGAGGAAGCGCGACUACUACUUUGACUUUGACAGCCCUGAGGGUGUCACACAGAUCGCGCGUGAGCUGCUCGAGAUUCGCAAGAAGAAGGCUAAGGAGUUGAAGAAGAAGCAGAAGAAGGUGGUGGAUCGCAAACUGAAGCAGAUCAAGGGCCUCAUCAACUAUGACCCCAACAUGAGCGCCGAGCAUAUGACGGAGGCCGAUGGGUUCGACUACCAAGGCACUCACACUGACGCCUUCGACGAUGAUGGCGACACUGCGGCAGGCGACGAGGACGGCAAGCCUGAUGAGCUCGAUCAUUUUACUGUGGAGCAGCUCGGGCUCAUCCCGGAGAAGGAGCUGGCUCACAUCAUGGACACAACUUGGACGGGGCCGGAGGACUGCGGCAACGAUCCGCUGAACCCCGUCAUGUCGGUCAACCUCGCCGCUCAGGAUGACUGGGACUUGGGGGAGAAGGAGAACAGUGACGGAUCAGAGGCCGAAGGUGCCGACGAUGGAAUGCCGCACUCAAAGCAGCUCGUUGAGGGGGAGGAGUACUUCAUGGAUGUCGACAACUACGGCAACUACGUCCCGGCGCAGCGCUCGACGCGCGUGACGCUGUACGAGGCAGGGUUGGAGGGUCACGAGGACAGCAAUGAUGCGGAGGCGACAGACGAGACGCCGGCAUCCAAGAAGAAGCGUGUGAAGGCAGAGAAGGAUGCGGCGCAGCUUGAGGAGGCGGGUAAGAGCAGCAAGUGGCAGCGCCAUCAGCUAAACAUCGAAAAGGUGCUGAACGACACCUUUCCAAAGCCGAAGGAUCACAAUCGUGCCAAGAACAAGAAGCGACAGCGUUUCUUAGAGGAGGAGCGCAUCACCAUGAGCGCGCCAACAGAGAUGGCAGACCCGGAUAAGCGCAAGCGCGUGCGCACGCGCUUUGAGGACGACGACAAUGACGACAGCGAUGCCUCUGCUAGUGAGCUGUCCGAGGAGCUGAGCGAUGGCGACCUCGAUGACUACGAGAUCAACCGUGGUCGCGAAGACUCGCGCCGCAAGCGCAAGCUCGUCCCUGACAUCGGCAAGGCCACCACACAGGAGCUCGUGCGGCAGCAGCGGAAGCAAGCCCUGCAGGACAACAAGGAAGUGCGCAAGCAGAACAAGCGUAAUAAGAAUAACACAAACAGCGGCAAGCAUGUCAGUGGCAAGGAGGACACCGAGUUUGAAGAGAUCCCGAUUGCCAUGACGGAUCCCGACAUCCGCGCUCGCACGCUGGCAAUCGCGCAGAAGAUGCUGGACCCCAAGGCGCGCCGCGACAUCCUUGACGCCUCUGUUAACCGCUACGUAUUCAACGACGACGAUGACUUGCCUGACUGGUUCGUGAAGGAUGAGCAGCGCAACUGCCGUGUUGUGCUGCCCGUGACCGCGGAGGAGAUCGAGGAGCAGCGCCGCCGCUUUCAGGAGCUGAACGCACGGCCGAGCCGCAAGGUGAUGGAGGCGAUGGGCCGCAAGCGCCGGAAGGCUCAGCGCAUGCUACGUGGCUUGAUUGACAAAGGCAAGGCCGACCCUCGCGCGCGCGAGAAGGCUAGCAAUCUUAGCGUGCGCAAGCUGAUGCGCUCGCAGGUGGUGAAAGGCCAGGGAAAGAAGAAGCACAAGUACCUCGACCGCCAACUGAUGGGCCGCAUGCGGCGCGAGAAGCAGAAGCUGAAGCGCCGGAAGUAA